CAAACUGUCUUUUCUAUCCACGCCCGGCGGUAGCGGCUCAUGUCCUCUAUUGAAAUUUGAAAUAUAAUUUAAUAAAAAGUUUAAUGUUAAUCACGAAAACAUGGACACCAGAAAGCUGACGGAAAUACUGCGCGCUACCAUUGACCCAAAUCAGAGACAGCAAGCAGAAGAACAGCUCUCUCAGAUUCACAAAAUAAUUGGAUUUGCUCCUACAUUACUACAAGGUGUUAUGCUACAUGAGGUGUCAAUACCAGUACGUCAAGCUGGAGUUGUUUACUUAAAGAACAUGAUAACAUCUGGAUGGCAAGAGAAGGAAGCAGAGGAUGGGGAGCCAAUACCAUUUAGCAUUCAUGAACAAGAUCGUGCAAUGAUCAGAGAUAUGAUAGUGGAUGCUAUUGUCCAGGCACCUGAUAUUAUAAGAGUACAACUGUGUGUUUGUCUCAAGACCAUAAUAAAAAAUGAUUUCCCAUCACGAUGGACUCAAAUUGUUGACAAAAUACACAUAUAUUUACAAAACCAUGAGCCAAAUAGUUGGAUGGGAGCUCUACUAUGUCUAUAUCAGCUUAUCAAAAGCUAUGAAUAUCAUACAGCUGAGAAAAGGGUUCCACUCAUUGAAGCCAUGAACUUGUUAUUACCGAUGAUGUACAAUCUUAUUGUGAAUCUCCAAGCUGACCAAUCUAUGGAAUCUGUUCUGAUACAGAAACAAAUACUCAAAUGCUUUUAUGGCUUAAUAAAAUACAUUUUGCCAUUGGACCUGAUCACUAAGGAAAUUUUCACCAAAUGGAUGGAAGUCCUGAGGUCAGUAAUGGAGCAGCCUGUACCAGAUAGCACUCUUGAAGUUGAUGAUGAUGAACGUAUGGAACUGCCUUGGUGGAAAUGCAAAAAAUGGGCUGUACAUACUUUAUACCGUUUAUUUGAGAGGUAUGGAAGCCCAGUUAAUGCACGUGAUGAAUAUGCCCAGUUUGCUGAAUGGUACUUAACUACAUUCACAGGAGGAAUUUUAGAGGUUUUGCUCCGAGUACUGGAUCAAUACAGGAACAAAGUUUAUGUAUCACCAAGGGUAUUGCAGCAAACUAUCAGUUACAUAGAUCAGUGUGUGAGCCAUGCACAUUCCUGGAAGUUAUUGAAGCCACACAUGUUUGCAAUCAUUCAAGAUGUUCUAUUUCCACUUAUGUCUUACUCAGAGGCUGAUGAAGAGCUUUGGUUCACUGACCCUCAUGAGUACAUACGUAUUAAAUUUGAUAUAUUUGAAGAUUUUGUGUCACCUGUAACAGCAGCACAGACAUUACUCAUAUCUUGUUGUAAAAAAAGAAAAGAUAUGUUGGAGAGAACAAUGCAUCUCUGCAUGCAAGUUUUAACGAGUCAAAGUGGGGAAUAUGGACCAAGGCAAAGAGAUGGAGCCUUACAUAUGGUUGGAACACUAAAUGACAUCCUCAUUAAGAAAAAAUUCUACAAAGAAGAAAUUGACUCUCUCCUUAGUCAAUAUGUCUUUCCUGAAUUCCACAGUCAGCUAGGUUAUAUGAGAGCUAGGGCUUGCUGGGUUCUACAUUGUUUUGCUAGUGUUCGGUUCAAGAGUGAACCGCUUUUGAUUGAGGCUGUCCGAUACACUGUCAAUGCACUACUUACUGAUGCAGAGUUACCAGUUAAGGUAGAAGCAGCUAUUGCCCUCCAAAUGCUCUUAACAUCCCAAGAGAAAGUGCACAAAUUACUAGAACCUCAAGUUAAGGCUGUCACAACAGAAUUGCUACAGGUUAUCAGAGAAACUGAAAAUGAUAACAUAGCAAAUGUUCUCCAAAAGAUUGUACCACUAUACACAGAGCAGUUGAUGCCUAUGGCCUAUGAAAUUACAGAUCAUUUAGCAACAACCUUUAGCAAAGUAAUUGAAACAGAUUCUGGAACAGAUGAAAAGGCAAUCACAGCUAUGGGUCUUCUAAACACAAUGCAAACAGUACUAAAUGUAAUGGAAGAUAAUCCUGAAAUAAUGGCACAAUUAGAAAAGACAGUCUUAAGAGUUGUUGGACAUAUUCUACAUCACAAUAUUAUAGAAUACUAUGAAGAAGCAAUGACAUUAUUGUGCAAUUUGACUGCAAAAACAAUAUCGGAAGACAUGUGGAAAGUGUUGGAGAUGUUGUAUCAAGUUUUCGAAAAAGAGGGUUUCGACUACUUCACAGACAUGAUGCCAGUACUUCACAAUUACAUCACUGUUGAUACUAAUGCAUUCCUGUCCAAUGAGAAUCACAUACUUGCUAUGUUUAAUAUGGUCAAAGCGGUGCUUAACUCGGAUGCUGAAGAUGAAUCAGAGGUAUAUGCAGCAAAACUUCUUGAAGUUAUAGUUCUUCAAUGUUCUGGAAAGAUAGACCAUUGUCUUCCAUCAUUUGUGGAACUAGUUCUGAGUAGACUUACUAGAAAAGUCAAGACAUCUGAACUUAGAACUAUGUUACUACAGGUACUGAUAGCCAUCCUGUACUGCAAUCCACAUCUGCUGUUCACCAUUCUUAAUAAACUUCAAGAGUCUGUUCCUAAUGCGUCUAUCACACAACACUUUAUUAAACAGUGGAUACAUGACACAGACUGCUUCAUGGGGCUCCACGAUAGGAAGCUAUGUGUGCUCGGUAUCUGCACUCUACUCGAAAUGGGACCACAAAGACCUAACCUUGAUGAAAUUUUGCCUAAAAUUCUUCCAUCAUGUUUGGUACUGUUUGAUGGCUUAAAACGCGCAUACGAAGCCAGAGCCGAGGCUGACGAAGACACAUCAUCAGAAGAAGAUGAUGGAGAUGAGGAUGAAGAGGUGCUUUCUAGUGAUGAUGAUGAUAUCGAUCAAAUGAACAAUGAGUAUUUGGAAAAUCUCGCAAGACAAGCGACAAAAAAUAGUGCACAACAAGGCAUCAAUCUAACUGCCAAGAUUGAAGAAUACGAAAGUGACGACGAUGACGACGAUUUUGAACCAGACGAGACUGCUAUCGAGUGUUACACGACGCCACUCGACGAGAAAGAUUGCAUUGUUGAUGAAUAUAUCAAAUUUAAAAUCACACUGUCAGCUUUAUCGACCAGUGAACCAGCACUUUAUCAUGCACUGACCAGUGUUUUGACUGAGGAGCAACAGAAACAGUUGAACACUGUUUUUGUAUUAGCUGAUCAGCGUAAAGCCCAACAAGACAGCAGACGCAUUGAACAAAGUGGUGGUUAUUCAUUUACUGUUCCUGCACAAGUACCUACUACAUUCAAGUUUGGUUCAUAAAUUAUUUUAAAUAAUAUAUCAAUGCAUUAUUUAAAUCAUUUCGUGGAAAUAAACUGUAGAUCAUUAAUGAUAUUAGUAAACCCACACACACUCUAGUUACUUUAAAAAUCUAUUUCAAAGUAAAUAAUGUUAAGUUAUUAUUAUGGCCAUUAAUGACCUACAUCCGGUGACAUAAGUCUAUGUUAUAGUCUAUUAGCGUAUAGAAUGCAGUUAAAAUUAGUUAGGGAGCUGGCUUUGUAUCUCUGUGUUCAUAAAAAUGGCUUUUGUAUUAAUUAAUUGAAAGUCGCAUUUGUUUUAUUUUGGUUUGUCACUUCUAAAAUACUUUAAAGGUUCUAUAGGUAAUGAAUUUACAGAAAGUAAUUAUGAAGAUUGUUUCUUUUUUUAUUAUUAUUAUAAUUAUAAAAUAUGCAAAA
Messenger RNA from Vanessa tameamea, 3651 nucleotides. It is a transcript of the gene msk, whose product is annotated as importin-7. The transcript is spliced from 14 exons. The record is from RefSeq and is a predicted model, not a curated record. Gene Ontology annotation, cellular component: cytosol; nuclear envelope. Lineage: Eukaryota; Metazoa; Arthropoda; Insecta; Lepidoptera; Nymphalidae. Gene Ontology annotation, biological process: protein import into nucleus. Gene Ontology annotation, molecular function: small GTPase binding. The coding region runs from base 101 to 3238 and encodes 1045 amino acids.